Messenger RNA from Thamnophis sirtalis, 1446 nucleotides. The record is from RefSeq and is a predicted model, not a curated record. Lineage: Eukaryota; Metazoa; Chordata; Lepidosauria; Squamata; Natricidae.
AUGCCCCCUUCCAAACCCACUUUUUCUGGCCUGUUCCAACCGUCAUUGUUUAAGUCCUUACUAUUCAAAGCUAAGGUCUUGGGCAAAUUUGGAGGCAAACCUUCAGAAUCAUUGGUGCAGCCUCAGGCAAUAUCUUCUGAGACAAUAUUUGCAGACCAGGCCAUUGAGGCGGACAUGGUGCCCACCCCUAAGACCUUCCUUGACUUGGUCAAGCCACAGUGGGAAUUUCCCACCUCGGGGCCUAUACCUACUUCAAAUGAUAAAACAUUCUUCAAUGUGGACAAGGACAUGGCCCAGGUGCUGUUGCAACCUACUAUUAAUGCACCUGUCACGGCCUUGCAUACCACUGCAAAUAUGCCUGGAGCACCGGAGGAUGCCUUGAAACCAGAGGACAAGAAGGUUGACCUCACCCUGCAAAGGGGUCAUCAGGCGGCGGCCUGGGCAGGUAAUACAAAAUAUCUUGCGGGAGGGGGCGGAGGUGGUGAUGAUUGCCCCACAUUGGCCCAGGUGACCUUGGUUCGCCGACCUCCGAUCUCUCUCUGUGGACAGACCGUGGAAGAUCCCUCAAGAAAUGAUUUCGGUCAGCCAGGGGUCGCUGGAGCAUCCGGACCCUCAGUGGCUCCAAUUGACCGCCUGGCACUUGAGCAGAGCGUCCUGAGGGAGGACAAAUAUUCCUCCAGGGUCAUACAGACUAUUCAGGCUGCACGUAGACCAUCCACGGAGCGCAUCUACAGUUCUACAUGGCACUCAUUCUGCACAUGUUGCACCAGUAAGAAUUUUGACCUGGUACAAGCCACAGUCCCCCAGGUCUUGGACUUUCUUCAAGUGGGUCUGGAUAAAGGGUUGGCUCCUAAUACCAUCAGGAGACAAGUAUCUGCAAUCUCUUCUGUGUUUCUUUGUGACAGGUCACGAACACUGACUCAGCACCCUAUGGUCAGGUGGUUUAUCAAGGGUGCUUCUAAUCUCAAGCCACCCACGGUACAUAGGUAUCCUUCUUGGGAUUUACACAAGCUGUUGGACGCUCUAACAUGUGCCCCCUUUGAACCGCUACGGAAAGUUUCUCUCAGGUUCCUGACUCUCAAGGUGGCCUUUUUGGUGGCCAUCACCUCUGCCAGGCGGGUAUCUGAGCUACAGGCAUUGCCUACAAGGGAUGAUUUAUGUAUAUUUCACCAUGACAAGGUGGUUUUAAGGCUGGACCCCUCCUUCAUACCCAAGGUGUGCUCUUGCUUUCAUAGAUCUGAGGAAUUGAUUUUGCCUAAUUUCUGUCCAGAUUCUUCUCAUCCUUUAGAGAAAAAAUGGCAUACCUUGGACGCUUUGGGCCCUGUGCAGACCUGGCUGGGACAAGAGCUAGAAAAAUGUGGCAUUGAUGCCAUGAUUUAUACUCGCUAUGUCCUCAGUCUUCUGCUGCAUGAUAAUUAUGACUACGAUCUUCAGGAACAGAUAUGA